Molecule: messenger RNA, 1767 nt
Organism: Symbiodinium sp. CCMP2592
Lineage: Eukaryota; Dinophyceae; Suessiales; Symbiodiniaceae
Source: the annotation of a GenBank genome assembly
AUGAGACUGAGUUUUCUGCUUCUGAUCUUCACACCAACCUCGUUCUGCGCCCCCUCGCCACACGUGGCGCAGGUGGUCUUGGAGGCGGAUGGGGGCACUGAAACGGAUCUUCACCCACUGCUGCGCAAAGAGGCUCAACCGAACCUGCUUCAGGAGGAUGCUGUGGGAGACAUGAUGCAGCAGCAACCAACUUCAGGAUUCAACAGCUCGUCCGGUCUGUGGAAGGAGAUCCGCAAAAGAGCAAAGGUCACAGCCGUUGAGCCAUUCUCUGCAGACGCACCUCCCACUGUGGUUUACACAGGACAGACGGCCUCAGCUGCGGCGACGAUCCUCAUCAGCACGACCACCUGCUUUUCUGCAAUUGCAUGGGCAGUGCAGUCCAAGAUGAAGUUUGUGAAGGAGGCAACUUGGCAGACACUGGGUCCUGCCAUCGCCAUGUUCUGUGCGCUCCAGCUCUUCUAUAUUCUUCGAGAGGUGACCAACUUGCUGGUCGCCGAUAAUGUGGCGACGGAGGAAGUCUCAUUGAAGGGAUUGAGGCCGGAAGAUGCACCGGCUGUUGCUGCAAGUGGAGCCGGCUCAGUGGCGGUAUCGUUUGCACGCUUUGUCCUUGGCUAUGCCGUGCUGCAGUCCAUCUUUGUCUUGAGCAGGCAGCGGAAGCUGGCGAUGGAGAUUGCUGCCAGUUUCGGGUCUCAGCUCGUUGGCCUCCUCGCGGCAGAUGCCUUUGCAACAUGGCAGGAGACUCCGUACUGGAACACCGCUGGCAUGAGCUUCGCUUUCGUUAUCCUGUCCGCGGUUGUGCUGGCCCUUGUGCUGGUGCCAGCCGCCAUGUUGCGGACGAAGGUGAUCACCGCCGACGAACAGAAGGCCGAAUGUCAGAAAAGCGACGAGCUGAUCGCUUGCUUUGGAAUUUCGCUGUGCUUUGCGCAGUUCUGGCGCUUUCUGCUGGCUGGGCAGCUGCCCCAUUACCUUGGGGUACAGCGCAGCAGCUAUAAUAGAUCAGAGACACUUUUCUUGUUCCUUGUGUGGGCUAAACUCUUUGUGCUGGCGCUCGCAUUGGACAAGUUGGUCUCACGGUUCCAAGGGCCUGUGCCUGAAGGAGCUGGGAGAUUCUACAGUUGCUUCCACAAGUGCAUGCAAGCUGCGUCUGUUGUUCCACUUGCUAUGGCCAUGACUUCUGCCUGGUGUUGUUUCUAUUGGGCCAAAUGGGCCACCUAUUCCAUCCUGGUCACUGCCGAAGAAGUCGUCGCGGCAGGAUACUUCUUGAAAGCGGAAAUGUACGCAGCGAUCGUGUUCUCCCUCCUGUGCUUUGCAACUAUAUAUGCCGGCAUGCAUGUGAGUGAGAAGUGGCCACACAUGGUCGCUUCCGUGAAAUUGAGUUCAGUUGCCAGCAUCUUCGUCUUGUCUUUGUCCUGGAACAGUGCAUUCCAGAGCGCGUGCGCCUUCAGCAAGGACAGCACCUCCAGCGAAGCCUUGCAAGUCUUCGAUCGCUGCCUGAAGUGCCAGUGGAUGUGUGUCCUCCUGAUCCCUGUUUGGCUCCAGCUUGUUCUUCCCCAUCUCGCGAAGAAGGAUGGGGAAGAUGAUCCCAAGAAGGCCGAGACAGAGGCAAAAAACAAGGCUGGUGACGACAAGGCUGCAGCAAAGGUGGAAGGGCAACCAGGCGGUGGGGCAGAAGGAAACCAACCUGCAGCACCAGCCGAAGCACCCGCCGAACAGGAAAAGCAGGGCGAGGGGAGCCAGCCUGCAGCAGGCGAAGAUGACCAGUACUGA